Molecule: messenger RNA, 1120 nt
Organism: Triticum dicoccoides
Lineage: Eukaryota; Viridiplantae; Streptophyta; Magnoliopsida; Poales; Poaceae
Exons: 7
Coding region: 171-824 (217 amino acids)
Source: RefSeq, a predicted model, not a curated record
UUGCCUGCUAUAUUACCAAGUGCGUUGAAGGAAAAGCUGCUGCCACUAUUGAUGACCACUCUAGGGAGAGAGUACAAUUUUUUGACACAAUUUGCAGUACCCGUCAGCCUGCCCAUAGAUUGCCUGCUAUAUUACCAAGUGCGCUGAAGGAAAAGCUGUUGCCACUGUUGAUGACCAUUCUAGUUCCAUCGCACUACGAGGAUGAUCCAUGGCUGGUCACGGACGAUCACCUGCGAGGACGAUUCAUGGCCGGUUGGGGAUGGUCAGUUCCAUCACACUGCGAGGAGAUGAUUCAUGGCCGGUCGAGGAUGGUCACCUGCGGUGAGCACGAGUACCUCCUCCAUAUCCUCCCUAUACUAGCACACUUGGCGAUGAAAAUGACAGCCAGGAGAAUCCCUCCUUCACACCUCUUCUCCAUCUCUGUCAAAUUGUCCUCUCCAGCAAGCCCGAAGGCCAACCUUAAUACUGGACCUCGAGAGGAGCAUGUGGCCAACCAUGCCGGAGGACGCAGAGGAGUUGUUUGGGAAUGUUAUCAUCAGAGGACCCAAGAAGCAGCCCACCAUGGAUGCAUGGACCAACCACGGAAGUCUAUUCUUGCAAUCCAUCUGUGGCGAGGGUUCAUGACAUACAAGCCGAUAGAUUUGGGGGUCCACUUCCCGGUGAAACAAAUGUUCAUUGCAGACAAUACGAAGACGAUGAUUGGUACAUUGAGGCUGCAAGGUUGCACCUUGGAGCUCAAAAUUUGGUGUCUUCGCAUUGAAGGAUCCAAUCCAUCGACUUUGGAGUUUGAACAUGUCACUUGUGAUGGGGAGAGGAAGAGAUGACUUGCAUACACUGGACAAUGAGUGUGUUAGCAGCGUGGUGGCUCAGGACUGUACAAGUUGUAGUAGCCCCUUCCCUUGUAAUUGUUUUGUUUUGAUUGGAAGCACCUUAUAAUUGAGCUAAUAUAUGGAUUUCAGUUACAUCGUCUGUCCAAGUAUGCGAGGCCCAUGAGACGGGCUUUAAUCACUUCUCUUUUUUGUCAGUAUUUUGAUAGGGGACCUAUGUAUAUGGAAGGAGUUAGUAUCAUGUAAAUCGUAUCACCAAUUUAAGGAUCCUCGUGUUUUCUUACUUUUCAACA